AAUAUUUGCAUUCCAUUUUUCCGCAUGUCAGUUUGUUUUCAUGCUUCAGUUGGUAUAAGUACAUCUUUGCCUAUAUUUGUUCAUCCUUUUAGCGUUGGUUUUUCGGUAUAUCAUUCCUGGAUCGCUAAAAUCGGAAAUAAUGAAACUCAAAGAUUAUUCACUUCUGGCAUUUACCUUAGCAACCAUUAUUUUGGCACACGUCCAUGGCAACAGUGAUCACCAUGACCACCAUGAGCAUGACAACACCUUAUGUAAUAAUAAAUACAGCGAGGAGUGCAAUAAAGAUGGUGGAGUAGAUGAGAUGUUUCAAAGAGGGCAUCUAAAGCCUUUUGGUUCACAUYGCCCCCCAGAUGGCAUGGUUGAAGAGCUGCAAUACUCAAUAUCACCGCAGGAUUUUUUUAUGAAUUAUGUUAUUCACCAUAAACCAGUAGUUCUCAAAGGYGCCGUGAAGCACUGGCCAGCUUACACAAAAUGGACRGAUGAAUACCUAAACAAGACAUAUGGYCAUAUGCAGUUCUUAAUGGAGACCAAAGACGAUGACAAACUGAACAUUCCACCAGGAAUGAACUUGUCAUACUUCCUGGACACAUACAGGAAAGUCAACCGUUACCUGGUCGAUGAAGUCCACCCAGACAUGAGAAAAGACGUUACUCUGCCUCUUGAGCUGCGCUGUGAGGAGAUGAGUUCAUACUUUUUUGUAUCUUACUUCUGGAUGAGUAAUGGAGGUACUUCAUCUAAGAUACACAUUGAUACCGAUGAAAAUCUGCUGUGUGUAAUUCAUGGUCACAAAUCUGUCAUUCUUGUAUCACCGGAGUAUUCYCAUGACUUGUACUGUGAUGAAAGYYUUCAGCUUGGCGUGUCAGAYAUUAAUCCACAGUCUGUUGAUAUGAAGAAGUUCCCCCGCGUCAAGAAUGUACGAUAUACUGUAGCUAACGUGGAAGAAGGAGACAUUGUUUAUAUACCUCAAAUGUGGUGGCAUCAAGUUAUUUCCAGGAAAGAAAGACAACAAGCUGUAGCACUUUGGUGGAAAUCCAAACCACAUUGGCUGGAAGAAGGAAAGAAAGCAUUUCCACAGGCCGAAGUUCAAAGGAACAAGUACUCAUACGCUAAAGCCUUGGCUAACUAUGAACAAUGGGUGCAGAACGUCUCAAGCAAAGUUCCUAGGAUUAAAUGCAAGAGUCAAGAUUCUUUCAUGAGUGAUUAUAAAUGGGAGACGGAUAAAGUGGAAAAUGCUCCUGUUACAUAUGGCGAUGGAGGCGACGAGGAAGAGGAAAAGAUUUUGAAAGAUGGAUACAAAACAGAGGGGCACGGUSGCUACGAUCGACCRUCAUGCAACUUUGACCGAACAAACCCAAAAAGCCCCUGCAAAUAUGAUACAUGUAUUAAAGAAGAAGACGAUGUGCGCUGCAUAAGGUACAUACUAGACUACUGUGCUGCAUAUCAGGACAGAGGAUGCGUGAUUCAGCUACCUCAAAUAAUGAACAAGAAAUACCAACACGAAUACCAAACUAUACAGACUAUGAAAGGAGAAUUUGACUAGUCCAUAUAUGGUUGUUUGGCCCAUAUAAGGUUAAUUUAGCCAUAUAAGGUUAAUUCAGCCAUAUUUGAAUAAUUAAGAAUCRUAAAUCCAUAUAAAGAUAGUAAAUCCAUAUAAGGAUAAUAAAUCCAUAUAAGGAUGAUUGACCAUAUAAGGAUAAUUGACAAUGUAAGGAUAAUUGACCAUAUAAGGAUAAACAAACCGUGGAUUAAUGACAAUUAUUAAUCCAGUUAAUUAAUUUAUUCAUUAAAGUAUAUUUACUUAUGUUAUCAUUGUUUAUCUAUGUAAUAUUUACAGACAUUUUUGCAGUCGUGAACGUAGUAAACAAUA
Exaiptasia diaphana is the source of this 1867-nucleotide messenger RNA. Its product is annotated as jmjC domain-containing protein D. NCBI's taxonomy places the organism in Eukaryota, Metazoa, Cnidaria, Anthozoa, Actiniaria, Aiptasiidae. The coding region runs from base 140 to 1540 and encodes 466 amino acids. Gene Ontology annotation, molecular function: 2-oxoglutarate-dependent dioxygenase activity. The record is from RefSeq and is a predicted model, not a curated record. The transcript is spliced from 7 exons.